Humulus lupulus (European hop) is the source of this 1955-nucleotide messenger RNA. RefSeq lists its product as uncharacterized. Gene Ontology annotation, molecular function: cysteine-type peptidase activity. Lineage: Eukaryota; Viridiplantae; Streptophyta; Magnoliopsida; Rosales; Cannabaceae. The record is from RefSeq and is a predicted model, not a curated record. Bases 1034 to 1762 code for a protein of 242 amino acids. Gene Ontology annotation, biological process: proteolysis. The transcript is spliced from 8 exons.
AGUUUGAGAACUUGCAUGUCUUAGUGAAGUAGGUUCUAUGAUAUCUAUAUAAUUGCGUGCUGGGGGAGAUAUAAGGAAGAAAAAUUGUUUGUUGUUUGAAUUGAUUAAAUUAUUUGUAUUGAUAUUGACAGAUGGUUAGGUUACAAAUAUAGGGGAAGUGAUGUCCGUUUUAAAUCAUAAAAAAUAGUAUGAAUGAUUUAUAUUAUGAAAUAUUAACGUUUCAAUUUCAUUUAUAUUCAAAGCUCAAGUAGUCAUAUAUUUUGACUACUUCAAGCUUUCAAACAUCUGCAAUGAAUCCACCAGAUGCAUGGAGCAACUGGAUCAAACAAGAUGAUUGGGAAGGAUUCAUUGCUAAGAGAUUAUCUCCUCAGUGGGCUGAGCUAAGAAAAAGAAACAAGGUGCGCGGGCACAGAACAAAUACAAUCACCGCACAGGACGGGGUGGUUACAAACAAAUAGAGCAAUAACUUGAAGCAUAAUUAGGCCACGAACAAACAGAUUUUGAUAGAGCUGAUAUGUGGUUAAGGAUAAGAAAGGACUAAAAGGAGAGUCAACUGAGGAUGUAGCAUCAAUUAUGGAGAAGAUUGUUGACUACAAACAAAAGGUAGCAGAAGGAACUUUGGUGGUGGAAGGAUCCAAAGAUGUCCUAACUUUGACUUUGGGCACCCCUGAGCAUUCUAGACGUGUUACGGAGAAAAAGUCAGCUUGAAGUAACUACUUCAGAAGAUAGCCGCAUUAAUAGGCUGGAAGAGCAACUUUGACAAUCUGAUGAGAGGAACUGUCGAACUGAGGAGAAGUUAAAUCAAUUGAUGGAGCAAUUUAGAUCGACACAUAGCAAUAUCGGUGAGUCAUCGCAUGCAUCUGGUUCUUGUGUGGGAAGAGCAGCCUCUAAUGUAUCACCACCACCACCACCACUAGCACCAUAUGUUGAAUAAGAGGUUGUUCCACCAGUACUAGCACCACCACCACCACCACCACUAGAACCCCAUGUUCAACAAGUGCUUAUUCCACCACCACCACCACAUGUUCAACCAAUGAUUACUCCACCAGAACCACAAGUUCCGCCAACUAUGCAUGAGUUUGUAUCACCAUGGGAUAAUGACUACCACAAGAAGAUUAAUAUCCCAUCGCAUGUUUUUGGAUACAACACGAUUGCUACGCUUUUCAAGAAUGAUGUGACGCAAUUUUGCAACAUGGACAAGAUUGGGCAAAGUCCAAUGAUAUUGUAUUUGAGGUUGCUGGAUGAUAUACUACAUAUCAAUGGGUUGGAUCAUUUGUACGCAUUUCAGCAUCCAAGUGAAGUUAGUGUAGGUCAUGAGAAUAAGCGUGCCCAAGCACUUAAAGAUCGAUUCAUUCAAAUGGGCAAGAAGCAGUUCCUUAUUUGUCCCUGGAAUAACAAUGAACAUUGGAUGUUAUUGCUAUUUCAACCUUACUCACAUUCAAUGGCGUUCUUGGAUCCCAUUAACCUUCAAUUAUGCAUUGAGAUUAAAAAUAUAGUUAGGCUUGCUUUCACGCUAUAUGAUAUGGAAAAAGGAAAAAGAGUUAUAAGUCUAAAGUAUUAUAGUCCAAAAUGCCGACAACAACCAAAAACCACAGAGUGCGGUAUCUACUGCAUGAAGUAUGCUAGGGAUCUCAUUUCACAACAAAGAACCAGAGCAUAUCUAUCGAAUAAUUUCAAUUCAGAUUUACCAUAUACUAACGCUAAACUUAAUGAAGUUCAAGAAGAGUGGACAAAAUAUAUUCUACCGCAACUCGCUAAAUGAUGGCAUGCAUGCUUAGUACCUAUGUGAGGGGAUUUAGUCAUUUUUUGAACAUUGUAUUUCUUUUAUUAGAAAUCGUUAGAACUAAUCAAAUACAAAAUCAAUCUAACAAAUUAUAGGUAGUUAAUUUAGCUUUUUGAGGUGCAUACUGUGCUAAAUAUUCAUUUUAUGACAAACUUUUUUGGAACUAUGUAUU